UCUCCACACCGCACACUUUAUUUAAUUCCGUUAAACCGGCCGAUGAAAGUGCACACGAAAAACUGAAAGAAUUAAAUUUGAGUGCUGACAACACCAAACAGACAAAUUUCGAAGACAAAAAAGUGAAAAUAGAAAAAGACGAGAAAACUGAAAUUAUUAAAACGCCGGAGAAGAAGAGCAAAAUUGUGACUGUUGAAAAGCUUGAAAAGAUGGAGGAGGAGAACGACGAGAACAACGAGAACAACACGGACAACGAAAACGAGGAGAAAGACGAGAAAGACAACAGCGACAAAUCAGAAGAGAAAGAAAAAGAGAAAGAAAGUAAAGAACUGAAAACGCCAAAAAAGACUCAAAAAGUCACAAAGGAGAAGAAAGAGAAGAAAACCCGCACGAAGAAGUCGCGCACAAAAAAGGCGAAGACCGAGAAAGUUGACAAACAAGACAAAUUCGAGAAGGCCGAGAACUCGGAGAUCUCCGAGAAGAGUGAAGUGUCUGAAAAAGUCGACGACCACGAACCUUCGAAGCUUUCAAAAGGCGCAACAACACCGAAAAAAGUGGACGACAAACAUUUUCAAAAAGUGUUAAAGAGUGAAUUAAAAAGUUUGAAUGACAAAUGUGAAGAGAAAACGGACUUAGAAGAUCAAUUUUCUGUUGUAGAUGGAGCGGAGACGGAGAGCGAUGAGAUGGACCCGACGGCGUUUCAUAAAGUCGACGAGAAAGUUGUUCCCGAGUUUAGUGAGAGUGUGAUCUUGUCGUACACCAACGAGAAGUAUGUCGACGACUUUUUGAGCGAAACGGAGAAGACGCAAUUGAGUGUUUGGGGGCGGAGGAGUGUGAAAGAUAUUGUGUUUGACUCAGAAAAGGAUCCGUCGGGAAAGAAGGGGAAAACGUUUGGGGAACGAGUGACGCGGUGUGACGGGUUUGUUAUAGUUGUGGAAGCUGCAGAUGAGACGAAGUUUGGUGUAUAUGUGCAAGAGCGAGUGGAGAUAGGUGUGCCUUUGUUGGAAGAAAAUACCGCGUUUGUCUUUUUGUUGAAGGAAAACGGAAAAGAGUCGAUGAAAAAAUAUUCGAUAGAAAAGAAAGACAAAAAUGUGUCGUUUUUACUCGCCACCCCACAGAGCAAAUUUUUGUUUGAGGCGGAAGAUAGAAGCGUGUGGGUGACGAAAAAGAUACAGAAGAAAAGUGUGUGCUUCUUGUCGGACUACGACGAGAAGAACGUCGCCAUUAAAAUGGGAAAGGAAGAGGAAAAGAAGAAGGAAAAAGAGGUCAAGAGGUUUGUCGUGUUUCGAUUGGAGAAACAAUAA
Molecule: messenger RNA, 1304 nt
Organism: Entamoeba invadens IP1
Lineage: Eukaryota; Evosea; Mastigamoebida; Endamoebidae
Exons: 1
Source: RefSeq, a predicted model, not a curated record